AUGAGAUUACCACUACUAUUAUUUCUAAUCACAGGAGUGCUUCCAUCUCCAAUAGAUAUCCCUUCAAAGCAAUUCAUAGUGGAGGACUUACCAGGUAUAGAUCAAAUACCUAAAGAUGAAAGACCCAUAAUGUAUUCAGGUCAUUUAGAGUUAAAUUCCACUAUUGAUGAAAAUUAUUUUUUUUGGAAAUUUAUAAAACCAUCAACUCAAUUCAACAGAACUAUAUUCUGGCUGAAUGGUGGUCCUGGUUGUUCUUCAAUGGAUGGUGCCCUGAUGGAGUCUGGUCCUUUUAGAGUUGAUGAGAAUGAGAACUUGUAUAUGAAUAAAGGUUCUUGGCAUGAAGUUGCUAAUUUAGUAUUUGUUGAUCAACCAGGUGGUACAGGAUUUAGUAUCACUAAAGACUAUGAUAAGGAUCUGAUUAGAGUUGGUGAGGAUUUUGUUGUUUUUUUGGAAAAAUACUUCCAAGUGUUUCCAGAGGAUUUAAAUAAUGAAAUUUUCAUAUCUGGUGAAAGUUAUGCUGGUCAAUAUAUUCCAUUUAUUGCUGAUACUAUUUUCAAAUCAGAUAAAGAGUUUGCAAAGAAUUUAAAAGGUUUAAUCAUUGGUAAUGGUUGGAUUGCUCCAAAUAUUCAAAGUUUAAGUUAUAUCCCAUAUUUAUUAGAUGUUGGCAUAUUACAUACAAGUGAUGAAUUCAUGCCACGCUUGUUGAAGCAACAAGAACAUUGUCAAAAUUUGGUUAAUAAUCCAGUAAAUGAUGAUAAAUUUUCAAUUUAUGAAUGUGAAAAUAUAUUGACAAGAAUAUUACAAUACACUAGAGAUAAAAAAGCUCCAAAAGAUCAACAAUGUAUUAAUAUGUAUGAUAUUGGGUUAAAAGAUAGUUAUCCAAGUUGUGGUAUGAAUUGGCCUCCUGAUUUAAAAUAUGUUCAACCUUAUUUACAAAAAGAUCAAGUUGUGGAAAGUUUAAAUCUAAAUGUUUCAAGAGUUAAAAAAUGGAGAGAAUGUGAUGGUGAUGUUUCAAAAUUUUUGAAAAAUAAAAAAAUAAAACCUUCUUUUAAUUUAUUUCCUUCGUUAUUAGAAAAAGUGGAAAUUAUGUUGUUUAAUGGUGGUCAUGAUAUCAUUUGUAAUAAUUAUGGUGUCCUAGAUCUAAUUAAUAAAUUACAUUGGGGUGGUUCAACAGGGUUUUCCCCGGAUACUGAGGAAUUCAUUUGGAAAUAUAAUGAUGAAUUAACAGGUUCGGUGAAAACAAGUAAAAAUUUAACAUUUGUUGAUGUUUAUAAUUCUUCACAUAUGGUUCCUUUUGAUUUACCUGAAAAAUCAAGAGGUGUCUUUGAUUUAUUUGUUAAGAAUUUUGAUAUUAUUGAUAAAGAUGGUUCAAGUUUCAUUCAAACUCCU
Hansenula anomala is the source of this 1389-nucleotide messenger RNA. RefSeq names its product serine-type carboxypeptidase (gene KEX1). Gene Ontology annotation, biological process: apoptotic process; proteolysis. Gene Ontology annotation, molecular function: serine-type carboxypeptidase activity. Gene Ontology annotation, cellular component: trans-Golgi network. NCBI's taxonomy places the organism in Eukaryota, Fungi, Ascomycota, Saccharomycetes, Phaffomycetales, Wickerhamomycetaceae. The annotation marks the transcript as partial. The record is from RefSeq and is a predicted model, not a curated record. The transcript has a single exon.